Molecule: messenger RNA, 4426 nt
Organism: Oncorhynchus gorbuscha (pink salmon)
Lineage: Eukaryota; Metazoa; Chordata; Actinopteri; Salmoniformes; Salmonidae
Product: E3 ubiquitin-protein ligase rififylin-like
Exons: 7
Coding region: 245-1330 (361 amino acids)
Biological process (GO): protein K48-linked ubiquitination; proteasome-mediated ubiquitin-dependent protein catabolic process; negative regulation of extrinsic apoptotic signaling pathway via death domain receptors
Cellular component (GO): plasma membrane; cytoplasm
Molecular function (GO): ubiquitin protein ligase activity
Source: RefSeq, a predicted model, not a curated record
AACUAGCAAUGGUUCGAAAUGUACUUGCACCCACAUCCGCGAUUGAAACUGUCCGGGGGAGUGUCACUGGCUAGAAGCACUUUCUUCCUGUUUCACUUCAACGAACUUGGGAGUUAUUCCUUGUAAUUGUGUGAAUGUCAGGUAACAUUAGCUCCACAAAAGUCAUCCAACCGCUAGCGAGCUACUUGCCAGCUGCUUCUAGCAGGCGCUUACGACCCCGGGCUACCUGAACCAGGUGUGGAGCAUGUGGGCGUCCUGCUGUAACUGGUUAUGUUUGGACACUGCCACGGUGGAGGAGAGCAACAGCCGCACACAUCACCAGGCCUAUACUAACUCAGGCUACAGCAACUACCCGUCGCCCCCACUCCCGGACCACACGUGCAAAGCCUGCGGAAGCCGCUUCGUCACCCUAGCCAGAAAGCAUGUCUGCAUGGACUGCAAGAAUAACUACUGCGGCAGGUGUUCGGCCCAGCUUGAGCCCCGUCCACGCCUUUGCCACACCUGCCAGCGGUUCCACGGCACACUUUUCAAUCGCACCGAGCUGAUGAAGGUCAAGGUGAAGGACCUGCGCGACUACCUCCACCUGCACAAGGUCUCAACGCAGAUGUGCCGUGAGAAAGAGGAACUGGUGGAGCUGGUCCUGGGACAGCAGACACAGUCACUCUCUGGCCCAAUCGUAAACCCUCUGACCCAAACCGCCACCCAGCAUGAGACCACUCCUCCUCCAGGACACCCCACCACCACCACACCCUCUACACACCCCGAAUCCACCUCCACAGACCAUGCCCCUUCACAGCCGCCACCCACUCAGGAGGACAGUCAGACCGUGUCUGUGUUGGUGUCCCCGGGUCUUGAGGAGCCACUGGACACUGAGGGAGAUACAGCGCUGCAGGGAGAGCAGGAGCUGCAGUCCUCAGACACAGAGGAGGUGCUGGUGCCAGGCCACAGGGCGUCGCUGUCUGACCUGGCCGUGGCAGAGGACAUCGAGGCCCUCAGCGUCCGGCAGCUCAAGGAGAUCCUGGCCCGUAAUUUCGUCAACUACAAGGGCUGCUGCGAAAAGUGGGAGCUAAUGGAGAGGGUCACCCGCCUCUACCACGACCAGAAGGACCUCCAGAAUCAUCUGGUUUCAAGUACAAACGACGGCACAGACCCCAGCGGUACCCCUGGCCAGGAGGAGAACCUGUGUAAGAUCUGCAUGGACUCUUCCAUUGACUGUGUCCUACUGGAGUGUGGCCACAUGGUCACCUGCACCAAGUGUGGCAAGCGGAUGAACGAGUGCCCCGUCUGCAGGCAGUAUGUGGUGCGGGCCGUUCAUGUCUUUAGAUCCUGAGACCCAAGCCUUGGGAACCCCACCCCCACCUCCCGUAAAUAAACAAGGGACAUCCUUCUUGUGGCCUUACCACCCAUAGACUAGACGAGGGGUAUUAAACUCUUACCCUAUGGGGUCCGGAGCCAGCUGGUUUUCUGUUCUACCUGAUACUUAAUUGCACCUACCUGGUGUCCAAGGUCUAAAUCAGUCUGAGAUUUAGAGGGGAACAAUUUAAAAAAGCAGUGGAACUGGCUUUGAGAUCCAGAGUUGAGUUUAAGGGGACUAGACUAACCACCUCUCCCUCCAGAUCUCCACUGCUCAGAUGGUCCUUGAGACCCUGAGUAGUGGUUCCUCCUGUUGGAGGGAUGAACAGAUGAGGUGAACCUCAUUAUCCCUUUGAUAAACCACACAAACCCAAUGACUGGACAUGGGCACUUCCUACUGUUAUUGACUGGACUUCUAUAGUUCAUAUCCCAAGCUGAUAAGGAUAUGUCUUAUUAUUAGAAUAAGAGAGUGCCUGUAUUAAACAGGCAAUACCAUAUUUAUUUAUUUUUCCUUUGGAGACCUGCAUAUAAACACAAACAUGUCAAAGAUUUUGCCGAGUUACAGUUCAUAUAAAGAAAUUGGUCUACUGAAAUAAAUAAAUUGGGCCCUAAACCAUAGAUUUCAAAUGACUGUAAAGGGGCGCCGCCAUGGGUUGGCAUAGGCCCACCCGAUGGAGAGCAAGGCCCAGCCAAUCAGAAUGAGUUUGUCCCCACAAAGGGCUUUAUUACAGACAGAAAUACUCCUCAAAUGUUAGUGGCCUUUUAUUGUCCCCAGCAGAAGGUGCGCCUGUGUAUUGAUCAUGCUGUAUAAUCAGCUUCUUGAUAUGCCACACCUGUCAGGUGGAUGGAUUAGCUUGAAAAAGGCAAAAAUGCUCACCCUCAGGAAUGUAAACAAUUUAUGCGCACAAUUUGAGAGAAGAUUUCUGGGAUCUUUUAAUCAGCUCAUGGAACAUGGGACAAACACGAAACAUGUUGCGCUUAUAUUUUUGUUCAGUGUAUAUAUAAGCACCAAGUGCUCUUAAUAAUGGAUUAGAUUGAUGUAACUGUUAAGAGUUGAACCCCAGUAAAAGGGAAAGCAUUUACAUUAGUGGUUGAGCUGAGAACACAUCCAUAGGAUUUCCCUAUGUGUCUUGUCGUUGCUCUGCGCUUAGCAAAGCAGGAACCCCCUGUGGUGGUAUAGUGUAAAAGCCAACCCAUAGACACUGCAUACAUUGUUUAUCAAUGAAGCAAAGCCUGCAGAUGUUCACUCAAUCCCUCUGCUGUAGAAUCAGGUGGACACGCAGUUUUAGUGCUUACGUUUUAGCCUGGUCUCAGAUCUGUUUGUGCUGUAUAGCCAACUCCUAUGGUUAUUGUCACGUCAAACCGAGAGUUCCCUGAAGGAGAGGCCCUUUUUCCACUGCAAAUGGCACUAUCUGGCUUACUUUGUAGAAAGACAAUACGGGGGCCGUACACCAACACACCACAAGGAGAUAUGACCGCGAAGGUGAAGAGGGACAGAUAGGUCCUGACCAGCGCAACAAACCACAAAGGCAGAACUACUACCAGAGGUUUCCGACCAAGGGUUUUGCAUGACAUCGACCAUAGGAUUUGGUUAUACAGCACAAACCGAUCUGGGGACCAGGCUACUUAUGCUGACAGUGGAAGAGAAUAUGUGGAUCAGUGGUCCUUCACUAUUCCAACUAUAUACAAGUGCUUUAUCCUUCCAAUACUCAACUGCUCAUUGUAUUUUUCAGCAUCAACAUUGACCGAAGGCCCUUACACUUGCUAUUGUAUUUUUUUUAAAUAAACCAAAAUAAACCAUGUCAGAAUAGCCUGGUGUAUAGCUAAAUCUAGUCGUGCAUAAGCAUAUAAUUCACUAGUUGUGCACUAUAUGCGUUGUCAUGACACACAUACAUAAAAUAUGAGUUGUCGAAAGCACAAGCAGAUCUUUGGCAUUGCCCAAGAUGAAAGUUAAAGCUCUUAAAGACAUCUCAUCCGUUUGGCUAGCCAAGUACCUUAACUCCACAAUGAGACUAUCGUUUUUUUUUUUACCUCCGACUCUUUCCAGUUGCUAUGAGGUCGAUAAUUUUUUUUAUCAUUAAACCCUUACCGUGUACCUAUGUUUGUCCUCUGUUGCAUGCCUUUCAUUGUUUGCUGAAUACUUUUUAAUAAAACCAAAUACAACAACUGACUGUUUCCUUUUUGAGAUUCAAUUUGCACAUGCGUCAUCGCUCUGAGUUGCCAUCUUAGAGCGACAGCAAUGUGGAAACAGUUGGUGGUUGUAUUUGAUUAACGUUUUAUAUAAAAAAUGUACACAAAGGGAUUUACACAAAGGCAUGUAACAACAGACAAACAUGUACAUGGUAAGAGGUUAAAUAAUAAUAAAAAAAAGUGAAGUAUCAACUGCAUAGUAGGAGGUUCAUUUAAACUAGUCUGCGCUCAACUGGAUGAAAUCAUUGUGGAGUUGAGGAACUUGGCAACCAUUUGGCAUGAGUCUAAAGGCUCAACAAUGGCGAAGGUAUCUUGAACAGUCCAUUGUCCAUUAUCAGCUAUAGGUAGUAUAACUCUCCGAUUAAUGACAGGUAGUUGAGUGUUUUUGCAUACUCCGGUGCUAAACCUCCAGUCCCUCCCAUCCCAGAUGAACAUAAUGAAAGAUUAUUUGACUCUUAAUAAGUGGCCUUCAAAAACCAGCACCUUUACUCAUGACAGUGAGCACACACUGUACUUUUGAAAAUAAUGCAGCUUUGUGAAAUCUUGUGCUUGCUCGGGUUAGAUGGAAAAUGUGUAUUGUCGAGAUGAUAGAGCUGUGUACAUUGCACUAAGCUACAUUUUUAAAAAUUUAGCUUUGUAUUUAAUAAGUAAGGAGUCUGGAAUUGAGAUGGUGCCCUUGUGUCCCAAAUUCAAUGCAGGUGCCAUUUGGGACACCUGCCUUGUAUGAUGAAAGGAAGUGUACUUGACCUAUUUUUCUUUUUGAUAAAUGAGGCGUUUUAAUAUAUAUUUACUUGACCAUUGUUAGAUUUUUAGGUUUCGAUUACAUAUCUAGCGACUGCGAAAUAAAGAAUUUAUAAAUACCAUUGAAAUUAUGGACCUUGAA